GACUAGUGCAACCAAUCGCAUGUUUUAGAUAACGUCAUUUAAAUUUAACAGACAUGCGUAGUUAAGUAUUUUGAAAACCCCAAAUUUAAGUUUUCUGCUGGAACUUGGUCUGUCUUUAUGGAAAUUUAUGAGAAACGUACGUUUCCAUUAAUUUUAACUCGGGAUGUGUUCAAGUAGGAUUGUAAACAGCUUUUGCAUUAUAGUUGGAAUCGUAAUUUCGUUAAAACUAUGUUCGUCCGUCGCCGAUGUUGACGAUGAUGAUUGCUUAUCGCGAGGACGAAACUGCACUUGGUGUCUGAACGAUGGAAACUGCGGAUUUUGCGACAAAUGCGGUGAUCAUUGCCACAAACCUGGAGCAAUCCAUUCUUUAGAGAACUGUACAAACUGUGCUUCUUGUAUUCCUGGGAAUCUUGCGGGUUCAAAGAAGGGUUACGACUGCAGAGCAGAAUGGUAUUAUUAUGAGAAAUGCCCAGAGGUUGUCAGUGAACAGAAGACUGUGUACGUUGAGAUAGCUCUUUAUCUUAUAAAUCUCCACUCAGUGGAUUUAAAGGCUGGAACCUUUCAUGCUGAUUUCUAUCUGUACUUCAAAGUACCUGAAGGACAGACAAUGUACACAAAACAGAAAUGUAAAGAUGGUCUUAGAGGAGCCUGCUUUGAGCUUGUAAAUGCUGCUGGCCAAGCAGAGGUUUCCAGCCAUGAGGGAAAGUAUUUCAGGGUGAAAUCAGCUUUUAACUUUGCAGCAGAUCUUCAGGACUAUCCCUAUGACAAUCAAACACUGAAAAUUGUAAUACAAGAUAUGGAAAUGACAGCCAAGGAGCUCAGAUGGAAAGUUAUGCAGGGAUCAGAUGACAGUGAUUUCAAAUUCCAAGGGGGAGUUUCACCAACGUUAAACUAUACUGGUUGGUUAUUUGAUACCAACUCUUGGUCACAGAUGGUUUAUGAAAGGUACAACCCGUUUUUGGACCAAGGAGUGUCACGCUAUGAGUUUUUAUUUCACAUGAGAAGACACAAGCGUGCAGCGUUUUUCAAGAUAUUUCUACCUCCUCUUUUUAUUGUGCUUGUAGUCUGUUUUUCAUUUUCUAUUCCACCAAAUGACGCCUCAAUGCGGUUGUGGAUCGAUGGUUCGCUUUUGGUGUCUGCCGUUAUGUUUCACGCCACUGUCAGCGAACAAACACCCGACACACCGGAGUUAACUUUGGCUGAUCGCUUUAUGGUCGGAGUCUACGGAUUUAUUUUCGCUUCGUUCAUUGUUACGAUAGUUAUGUUGAGACUUCAACGGGAAAACUACUAUUACUAUGCAGAUACAUUCUACAGCUACACAGAAUGGCUGGUGUGGUUUACAGCGCCAACGUUCUUCUUCUUUCUCUAUUACGUGAAUUUAUCGCUUGAAAAUGUACUGCUUUAUGAAGUCCUUGUCGCUGUUCUGUCUCUGAUACUCAACAGAUUCGUCUCGUGUCUCAAAUCCCGUUUGUUCAGGUUACUGAAGUUUGACACAUCAUCGGGAACGAAUUGCCAAAGUCCGCUGGAAGAAACUUUUAACAGACGAGGCGACGGAUACCUCAGACUAACUCAAGACGAGGAGUCAGAGCUGCCGUCACAUUCAGCUGCGUGUAAGCCUUGUUUCCCUGGUAACCGUGACAACACAUGUGAGGAGCCCUGCCCAAAACAGCAACCUACGCCCAAUAAGAAAGCUUAACACAAAAUACUACACCUGAAAGGAUGAAGUGAAAACCUCGUCCCUUGGACCGUGACCUAAUUGUUUUAAUUUGUCAUUGGUUCUAUCAGCCGAUCAGAUUUUUAGUACCUCUCUGGGUACGAAGGAUUAUCAAUUGUCAACAGAAAUCGCGGUUCUUUCCAUAGCGCGUUGAUCCGUGAUGCUGGCCGAUAGCAUCGGGGCUUUGGAAACGAAUUUUUAAGGAUUUACUGCUAUUUAUGCAGACUGGCAUUAGAGCCCAUUCCAUUCAGUAAUGUGAUAAGAUGAGAGAUCUAAAAAUUAUCUCAAAGUCGGCAACAUCAAAACUUGUCAGAGAAUCGUUCUAAUUUUUUUUCCUGGCGUUACGAAACAGUGUAAUGGUGUAAUGGGCAAAAUGUUCUUCCUGUGUCCUUUAAGGACAAUUUACCUUUUUGACAAUUUAGAGAAGGAAUUUGCAACGGUGUGAAAUGGACGUGAAGUUUGAAAAAAUUGAUAUGUUCCUCAGUGCAAUCGAAGCACAACGAAUGCACAUGAGCCAACGGUAAAGUUCUAGAUACGAGUCUGGUUACAAUCAGUCUACAGUUUUUGUUUGAUUUACAAUAAACUUUUAAGCUUCCAAGA
Molecule: messenger RNA, 2314 nt
Organism: Stylophora pistillata
Lineage: Eukaryota; Metazoa; Cnidaria; Anthozoa; Scleractinia; Pocilloporidae
Biological process (GO): monoatomic ion transmembrane transport
Cellular component (GO): membrane
Molecular function (GO): transmembrane signaling receptor activity; extracellular ligand-gated monoatomic ion channel activity
Source: RefSeq, a predicted model, not a curated record